Ceraceosorus guamensis is the source of this 2900-nucleotide messenger RNA. RefSeq names its product Metallo-hydrolase/oxidoreductase. Gene Ontology annotation, molecular function: 5'-3' exonuclease activity; RNA binding; RNA endonuclease activity. The coding region runs from base 326 to 2821 and encodes 831 amino acids. The transcript has 10 exons. NCBI's taxonomy places the organism in Eukaryota, Fungi, Basidiomycota, Exobasidiomycetes, Ceraceosorales, Ceraceosoraceae. Gene Ontology annotation, biological process: mRNA 3'-end processing by stem-loop binding and cleavage. The record is from RefSeq and is a predicted model, not a curated record. Gene Ontology annotation, cellular component: mRNA cleavage and polyadenylation specificity factor complex.
CAAAGUCCAAAGUCCAUGCAGACACGCCAAAAUCCCCGGCACUGCUAGCAAUCAGCGUGUACUCCCACCAUCACUCGUGACACUCGUGAGCCAGCUCUCUGACUGCUUUUACACGCAUCAAGUGCGGAGCCCGGUCCUCUGUUCCCUUUACCUGCGCCGCAACACUCCGCCGGACCAAAAGUCUUGGGGACGCGGACGACAUUGAUCUCGGACACAUUGCAACCGGACUGGGACCGGCUUUCCUUUGAAGACGUCACUGUCGCACGCGUGGUAGAGACGAUCCCCUCCACAAUCAAUCGCUUCGCUCCGCAAUCGAAAGCGUGAAAUGUCCGUCCAGGUGCUCAGCAGGCCAGCGAACGGCGACGGCGUGGAAGCGGACGAUGGCUCCGAUGAGCUGUACAUCGAGAUGCUGGGUGCGGGCCAGGAGGUGGGAAGGAGCUGCUGCGUGAUGCGCUACAGAGGCAAGACGGUGGUGUGCGACGCAGGUGUUCAUCCAGCAUUUCAGGGCAUCGCAGCGCUGCCAUUCAUCGACGGGUUGGAUUGGAGCACCGUCGAUGCGCUGCUCAUCACCCACUUCCACCUGGAUCACGCCGCAGCGCUCACGUACAUCAUGGAAAAGACGAAUUUUAGAGAGGGAAACGCAAAAGUGUACAUGACGCAUCCAACAAAGGCCGUCUAUCGCUUCCUGAUGUCCGACUUUGUUCGAAUAUCCAAUGCUGGCAAUGCAGACGAUCUCUUUUCCGAGAGCGAAAUGCUGGCAUCUUGGAGGUCCAUCGAAGCUGUAGACUAUCAUCAAGAGGUGCCAAUCGCAGGUGGUCUCAGCUUCACCUCCUACCACGCGGGACACGUGCUUGGUGCUGCCAUGUUCCUGAUCGAUAUCGCUGGACUAAAGAUUCUGUACACGGGCGACUUUAGUCGAGAAGAGGAUCGACAUCUCGUCCAAGCUGAAGUGCCAUCACAGAGACCGGAUGUGCUCAUCUCCGAGAGUACCUACGGCGUGCAAAGUUUGGAACCGCGGCUGGACAAGGAACGUCGCUUUACCACCAUGGUACACAACAUUCUGUCUCGCGGAGGCCGCGUACUGCUGCCAGUAUUUGUGCUGGGUCGAGCGCAAGAAUUGCUGCUGCUAUUGGACGAGUAUUGGGCAGCCAAUCCAUCGCUUCACUCCAUCCCAAUCUACUACGCCAGUAGUCUUGCUCGCAAAUGCAUCAGCAUUUACCAGACGUACAUCCACACCAUGAACGAGCACAUUCGAUCUCGCUUCAAUCGCAGAGACAAUCCAUUCGUGUUCAAGCACGUGUCCAACCUCAGAGGACUGGAUCGAUUCGAAGACAAGGGACCGUGUGUCAUGAUGGCCAGUCCAGGCUUUAUGCAAAGCGGUGUCAGUCGCGAGCUGCUGGAGCGGUGGGCACCCGAUCGCAGGAACGGCCUCAUCGUGACGGGAUACAGCGUGGAGGGCACAAUGGCCAGGAACAUCCUCCUGGAUCCCGACGAGAUCGUUUCCAUGGCAGGUCAAAAGAUCCCACUGCGCAUGUCGGUAGAAGAGAUAUCCUUUUCUGCUCAUGUCGACUUUACGCAAAAUUCUCGCUUCAUCGACGAAGUCAAGGCAAAGCAUAUAGUGCUGGUACACGGCGAGCAGAACAACAUGUCGAGGCUAAGAGCAGCGCUGCAAAGCAAGUUUGCGGAGCGCUCAGAGGAUGUCAAAAUCCAUACGCCACGCAACUGCGAGCCCCUGCGCCUGAGGUUCCGGGGCGAAAGGAUGGCAAAGGCAAUCGGUCGGAUAGCGGCAGAACAGCCAAAGAACAAUACACAAUUGUCUGGUUUGCUGGUUGCGAAAGAUUACGCAUACACACUGCUCGAUCCAGCAGAUUUGGCAGAUUUUACAGGUCUGCACACCUCAUGCAUCACCCAGCGUGCUCGCCUGAACCUCGCCGUGGGAUGGGAUCUCAUCCGAUGGCACCUAGAAGGCAUGUACGGCCAGCUGCAAGAAGGUCAAGACCUCGAGGGCAAACGCACGCUGCGCGUCAUGGGCGCAGUUGAUAUCAAGCAAGACAAUCGACCUGGCGAGAUCGUCCUUGAAUGGAAAGGCAGCGCUUCGAACGACAUGGUCGCUGAUUCGGCUGUGGCUUUGCUCUUGGGUGUCGAUUCGAGCCCCGCAAGUGUGCGCUUGACCACGCAUCCGCACUCGCAUUCCCACGACGAAAAAUCUCAUGCAGAGUCCGCGGAGGAAGUGCUGCUGCUAGAGCGGACGGAAGAGGUCGCCAGCUACCUGGAUGGGUACUUUGGGGAUGUGGAGGAGACGUUUGUGGGCGGCGACGAGGAUGAGAAGAUGGAAGUUGAUCAAGCGAGUGCCGAGCCAGUCGUCAAAGAGGAGGUGCAGGAAAUCAAGACGGAUCCUGAUGUACCGAUGACGGAAGAGAAAGGGGCAGAUGCUGAGGCAACGAACGUUGCACAAGCGAAUGGUGACGCGGCGGCCCCACCUCCCACUGCUCCGCGCGCCAUGCAGAAGGAUCCCAUCGAUGACCUACGAGGUCCGCGCAGGGCAGCUCUGAUGGUGCGAGUGGAUAAUGACCGAGCAGUCGUAGAGAUUGACACCUUGACGGUCACUUCGCGCUCGACGACGUUGAAGCAGCGCGUGGAAAAAUUGGUGUCGAUGGCAGUCAGAGCGAAUUUGUCCAUCAGCGACUACCACAUCACUGCACCGGCAUUGGAUACUCAGCUGUUUUUGGGCCAGCAUGUGCAACCGCUUGAGCCGGGCAGCAAAGAAGCCUUGGAGUCCAUCGGCCCUCGCCCUGGAGCCGUUGAAGCGGCAAUGGCGUGAAUGACUUGCCCGUGGCCACAAUCGCUCAGAGAGGUCACUUGCGACUUUAUCGAAACCACACCUGUAAUAGUAAUGCUGC